Messenger RNA from Caenorhabditis bovis, 2295 nucleotides. Lineage: Eukaryota; Metazoa; Nematoda; Chromadorea; Rhabditida; Rhabditidae. The record is from the annotation of a GenBank genome assembly.
AUGGAAGACGAAGAAGGAGUGGAAGGCGAUAGAUAUGAGGUCAAGGCGAUCGGCGAUUCCGUCAGUCAGUCAAUGCUCAUUCGGGUGAUAGCACUGACCGCACUCGUCGGCUCCGUCGCCGCUGUCUUCGAAUGCUCGUCGUCCGAGACGACCGCCUUCGUGCGAAUCCCGCGCGCUCGUCUUGAUGGCACUCCCGUCGUCAUCUCCACCGCUGGACAUGACCUAACGUGCGCUCAAUAUUGCCGCAACAACAUCGAGCCAACGACCGGAGCUCAGCGAGUCUGCGCUUCGUUCAACUUCGACGGUCGCGAGACGUGCUACUUCUUCGACGAUGCUGCAGCUCCAGCUGGAACCUCCCAGCUCACCGCCAACCCAUCGGCAAACAAUUUCUAUUAUGAGAAGACUUGCAUUCCAAAUGUCUCGGCACAUGAGGCGUGCACUUAUAGAUCGUUCUCGUUCGAGAGAUCUAGAAAUACGAUGCUCGAAGGAUUUGUGAAGAAGUCGAUCAAGGUCGAGAGCCGCGAGCACUGCUUGUCAGCUUGUCUUAAAGAGAAGGAGUUCGUCUGCAAGGCUGUCAAUUUCCGCUAUGCGAACAACUUGUGCGAAAUGUCGGUUGAAGACCGCCGAUCGAAGCCAACUCAUGUCCGAAUGAACGAUGGGGUCGAUUACUACGACAACAACUGUCUUUCUCGACAAAACCGUUGCGGACCAUCUGGAGGAAAUUUGGUGUUCGUGAAGACCACCAACUUCGAGAUCCGUUACUACGAUCACACGCAAUCCGUUGAAGCCCAGGAGUCGUACUGCCUGCAGAAAUGCCUCGACUCGCUCAACACAUUCUGCCGUUCGGUUGAGUUCAAUCCAAAAGAGAAGAACUGCAUCGUUUCCGAUGAGGACACCUUCUCGCGGGCCGAUCAGCAAGGACAGGUGGUCGGAAAGGACUAUUAUGAGCCAAUCUGUGUUGCCGCCGACCUAUCGUCGUCGACUUGUCGCCAGCAAUCCGCUUUCGAGCGAUUUAUCGGAUCAUCGAUUGAAGGAGAAGUUGUCGCAUCUGCGCAAGGUGUCACCAUUUCGGAUUGCAUUUCGCUGUGCUUCCAGAACCUCAACUGCAAAUCGAUCAAUUACGAUCGUACCGCUUCGUCAUGCUUCAUCUACGCCGUCGGACGUGCUGAUGCCAAUAUCAAGGCCAAUCCAGCCAUGGAUUACUACGAGUUCAAUUGUGAAUCGCAAUUCGGAGGAAUGGCUUUGUGCACCAACGAAGGAAUCCGAUUCAUUGUCAACACCAAAGAACCAUACACUGGCGCGAUCUAUGCCGCUGAGAGAUUCUCGACUUGCUCGCAGGUUGUCGAGAACGCCAAACAAAUCUCGAUCACGUUCCCACCACCCACUGUCACCUCGGAUUGCGGAACUGUGAUUCGCGAUGGAAAAAUGGAGGCGUUGGUUGUCGUCUCGCUCGAUGGAGUUCUUCCGCAUCAGGUCACCACUGAAUGGGAUCGCUUCUACCGUGUCUCGUGCGAUGUCAGCAUGGACAAGAUGGUCAAAGAGGGUUCUGUCGUCGUUACCACCAUCUACGAGGCUUCGUCUCAGAACACCACCGUUUUGGACGUCGCCACUCCACCGCCAGUCACCGCCGAGCUCCAAAUUCUCAAUCAGCUCGAGGAGCCACUUCACAAGGCUUCCAUUGGAGACCCACUUCUUCUUGUGAUCACCUCUGAGCAAGCCGGUCCACACAACAUGAUGGUCACUGAAUGCACCGCCACGCGUGUCGGCGGAUUCGGUGACACCGUGCCAUUCACGCUCAUCGAGAACGGAUGCCCAAGAUAUCCAGCACUCGUCGGACCAGUCGAGCAAGACUUCGACAAGAAUCGCCUCAAGUCUGAUUUGCGCGCUUUCCGUCUUGACGGAUCCUACGAUGUCCAGAUUGUCUGCUCAAUCAUGUUCUGCGCCGGACCAAAUGGAUGUCCAGUGUCGAACUGCUUGGACUCGGGAACCAACGAAUUGUUCAUGUCGCACGGAAGAAAGAAGCGUUCGGUUGAUGCUGAAGCGGGAGAAACUGAGGAGACCCUUUCGGCAAUCAUUCGAGUAUUCGCUAAGGGAGAAGAUGAGGAGGAGCAAGAAUUGAACAACCAAACAAUGCAUAGCAUGGCCGAUAUGACCGACAUGGUGUGCUUGUCGGAGAUGUGGUUCGUCUCAUCCGUGGUAUCCGUCUCGAUCGUGUGCCUCAUCCUUUCGGCACUCAUCGUCGUCUGGGGCUGCCAUAACAUCCACUCGACGCCAUCCAAGGAUUUGCCAAUGUGA